This is a messenger RNA of Drosophila busckii, 903 nucleotides long. RefSeq lists its product as uncharacterized. The record is from RefSeq and is a predicted model, not a curated record. Bases 50 to 865 code for a protein of 271 amino acids. The transcript has 6 exons. NCBI's taxonomy places the organism in Eukaryota, Metazoa, Arthropoda, Insecta, Diptera, Drosophilidae.
ACAGCUUAACGUUAUUAAGGAUAAUCGUACUACAUAUAAAGGCUAAAACAUGCAUUCCGUGGGCAUCCACUCGGCAAUGGCCAUUAAGCGCCAGCGAAAGCGCCGCGAUGAACAGAAGAGAGCCAGAGAGCGACGUUAUAGUACCCAGAGUUCAGAAAGCGGUGAAACCUUUCAUUCACCCAGUGGAUCUGUGCGACGCAAAUAUCACCAUCCACAUCAUGCAGUCAAGCCGGGACCAGGCAUGCUGGAUAGUCAGGUCGUCACAAGUAUUGGAAUGCUGCACAUUGGUAUUGUAUUUAUUGUUUUUGGUGUCUUCUUAUGUGGUGCUGGCAUCAUUCCCGAUGAGGCCAUGUCCUGGAACGUAUUUAGCUCUAGUACUGCGUGGUGGAAUGAAGUAACCUGCACUGGUUUGUUUUCGUUUGGCUUGGGUUUAUUUUUAUUAGUUUUAAACUGCUUGAUAAGUCGCAAAGAGGAAGAAGACCUCGAGGACUAUGUGCAACGUCAGCUAACCAGAUCGCGGUCAGGACAUCGGCUUGAGCGGGAUGUGGAAACAGGAGUGUUAACUACGCGUCACGCCCGCAAGGCGGUGGCUUUACAAAAAAGUGGACGCAACGGCUCCGCUUCGCCUACAGAUGUUGCCGUGGUACAUUGUGCUGCUACAGAGAGUAUGUCAAAUAGUCAGAUAGUGGGACGCAAUGGACUAAAUAACUCCGGUGACAUACUGCUUGAGAAAAUUGUGGAGGAAGAUGCUCCGUACAUGAACGAUCAUAGUGCGGGCAUAUCGCCAAUUGAAAUAGAGAAUGAUACAAAACAACUUCUAAGAAGGGAAUCAAUAACAGAUGCAAUCAAUAUAACACGCAUAUAAAAGCCUAAGUAUUUAAAGAUUCUAUUUUUUCAAAUCAA